AUGACAGCCUCUAAACCCUACAGCGUGCCAGAGGCCACCAUCUCGGCCUUCCAAGCCAACACCUGGACCAGCACUCUGCUCAAGAACUCAUCCUACGAACCGGUCGAAACCCUCUGUCGCAAACCAAAGACAAAGACAGGAGAAGACAUUUUCUUCGCAUCCACCAUAAACACACCGUCUACAAUCCCACACCUCCUAACCCUCCACCGAAAGCCGAACCUCCUCUCCCCGCCGCCAUCAAAGGCUCCAUCCCUCCCCGCUCCGCCAGCACAAUGGCCAAAGAUUCCCUCCACCCAGCCAGCAGAUAUAAUCAACUUGCUCUUUUUCGGUGAGCCAGGCGUCAACGGUCAUCCUGGCGUCGUGCACGGUGGCGUCAUCUCUACGCUGCUCGACGAGUUGAUGUCCGUCAGCAUCGCGGCAUAUAUACCCGGUUUCGACUUUAACAACCCCAACAAGUUUGGUAGGCUGUAUACGAUGCAGUUGGAUACUAGGUUCAAGCAGCCUGUUAGAGCUGGUGCGCAUGCUAUACUGAAGACAUGGGUUAUUGGCAACGAGGGGCGGAAGUGGUGGGUUAGAGCGCAGCUGGUGCAGGAGGAGAACCCGAUCAAGCCGAACGGAGAGAAGGUGGAGUGGGUGAAGAGGAAGUAUGUGUGUGCUGAUGCCGUGGGAUUCUUCAUCAUGGUCAACGAUUCGAAGCUUUAG
Messenger RNA from Arthroderma uncinatum, 702 nucleotides. RefSeq lists its product as uncharacterized. The coding region runs from base 1 to 702 and encodes 233 amino acids. The transcript has a single exon. NCBI's taxonomy places the organism in Eukaryota, Fungi, Ascomycota, Eurotiomycetes, Onygenales, Arthrodermataceae. The record is from RefSeq and is a predicted model, not a curated record.